Molecule: messenger RNA, 770 nt
Organism: Merops nubicus (carmine bee-eater)
Lineage: Eukaryota; Metazoa; Chordata; Aves; Coraciiformes; Meropidae
Gene: ZMAT2
Product: zinc finger, matrin-type 2
Exons: 5
Biological process (GO): mRNA splicing, via spliceosome
Cellular component (GO): U4/U6 x U5 tri-snRNP complex; spliceosomal complex
Molecular function (GO): zinc ion binding; nucleic acid binding
Source: RefSeq, a predicted model, not a curated record
ACCAAGAACUUGGACUUCCGCCGAAAGUGGGACAAAGAUGAGUACGAGAAGCUGGCGGAGAAGCGGCUCACGGAGGAGAGGGAGAAGAAAGAUGGCAAACCAGCUCAGCCCGUCAAAAGGGAACUUCUGCGGCACCGAGACUACAAAGUGGACCUGGAGUCAAAGCUGGGGAAAACCAUUGUCAUCACCAAAACCACCCCUCAGUCGGAGAUGGGAGGAUAUUACUGUAACGUCUGUGACUGCGUGGUGAAGGACUCCAUUAACUUCCUGGAUCACAUCAAUGGCAAAAAACACCAGAGAAAUCUGGGCAUGUCCAUGCGGGUGGAGCGCUCCACACUGGACCAGGUGAAGAAACGCUUCGAGGUGAACAAGAAGAAGAUGGAGGAGAAGCAGAAGGACUAUGACUUUGAAGAGAGGAUGAAGGAACUCCGGGAGGAGGAGGAGAAGGCCAAAGCCUACAAGAAGGAGAAGCAGCGAGAGAAGAAGAGGCGGGCAGAGGAGGAUUUGACCUUUGAAGAGGAUGAUGAAAUGGCAGCUGUGAUGGGUUUCUCUGGCUUCGGCUCAACCAAGAAGAAUCACUGAGCAGCUCCGAACUCUCCUCUCUCUUGCACCAGGUUGUUUUUACCCAGGGGACUCGGGAUAACCCUUCAAAGACUCGAUCGAGGACUUGCGUGUCCAUCUCCCCGUAGAAGUUAGCUGGAGGAGCCGAGAAGCUGCUCCCUGCUCCGUGUGCUGCAGAACGAGCUCCACCCCAUCAGCUUCCCGCCUCC